This is a messenger RNA of Apis cerana (Asiatic honeybee), 1583 nucleotides long. RefSeq names its product INO80 complex subunit C. The record is from RefSeq and is a predicted model, not a curated record. NCBI's taxonomy places the organism in Eukaryota, Metazoa, Arthropoda, Insecta, Hymenoptera, Apidae. Gene Ontology annotation, cellular component: Ino80 complex. Gene Ontology annotation, biological process: chromatin remodeling.
AGUCUAUGGUGAGUAAUAAAUAAAGAUUAUAUAUCAUAAAAUCAUAAAAAAUUAUUUAUUUUAAUAAUAUGAAAAAUAAAUUUAAUAAAUUAUUUAAUGAUUAUAAAUAAUGUAAUAUUUAAUAUAUCUUCGUAAUUGGAUUCAAAUAAAUAUAUUCAUUUUAAAGAUAAAUCUUAUACAUUGAAACAACUAUAUCCUGCAGAAGAAAUAAAAGAAGUUAAUAAGCAACAAGAUUUGGAUUUUUCCACAGAAAAAAAUAUAAAACAUUUUAUGGAAAAACAUGCUAAUCUCUUUGAUAAACUUACCUAUUUAAAUAAUACACAAAUUUUAAAUUCCCAUUUAAAAAAUAUUAAUUCAAAGAUUCUUCAGAAAAUAAAAACAAAAAGAAAAUAUAAUGGAAUUAUAAAAAAGGGGGAACUCAAAACACAUAAUAAAAUUAUAAUUUGUAAUAAAAAAUUAAAAAUAAAUUUAACAAAUAAAUUAAAUGGAUCAAAAUACAAUUUACCAUCAUCUAUAACAUGGAAACAAAAAUAUAUAAAUUCUCAUAAUUGCAAAAAAAAUAAAUUUAAAAAAAUGCCAAUAUUUGAAAAUUCUAAACUAUUUUGUUAUAAUACAAGUACACAUGAUUAUCAGAAAAGUAAUGACACUUCAAUAGAUAAUGAUAAACAAAAAACUUUUCUUAAACACAAUUUAACAAAUGUUAUGAUAAAUUUUACGAAAAAAGAAAUAGAAAUGACUGAAAAAUUGUUGUUAUUGUAUAUAAAAGAUAUAGAAUAUAUAAAAAAAAAUAUUCAAAUUACCUUACAUAUAACGAAGAAUUCAAAAUUUAAUUAUGACACAAAGGAUCGAAUAGAAUAUAAUCAAUUACUUUGUCAUCACGCAAUUCUAUGUUUAAUUGAACCAAGUAAAAAAGGUGCUGUUUUAAUUGAAGAUAAUUUACCAGUUAUUAUUAAAAAAUACCUUAUGCAUGGAUACAAAUACCAUUUUGAUUUUCAGAGGAGAUUUGUAUUUUACAUAAAAGGAAAAAUGGUAAAUGAAGAAAUAGUGGAAUUUAAUAAAAAAUCACAACCAAUUUUUAAGAAUCCAAUUUUUCAACAAAAAUUUCGAUCUACUAGUACCACUGGAAAAAAACGAACUUGGCGCUCAUUAAAACAAGUCUUAGCUCAAGAACGUACUUUACCAUGGCUUCCAGAAGUAGUGCAUUAUAGUUCUAUUAAUGCACCGCCAAGCUUUAGACCAGCAAAAAAGUAUUCUGAUAUUUCUGGAUUACCCUCACGAUAUACAGAUCCACAAACUAAAUUAUACUAUGCAACUGCAGAAGAAUUUGCAACAGUUCGAAGUCUACCAAUGGAUAUAACUGCUGGAUAUCUAGCGUUGCGCGGUGCCUCCAGUAUUGUUGGAUAAAAUAAAUGAGAAUUUUAUUUUCUAUAAUUUCCUUAUAUUUAAAUAAUAUAGAACACGGAUAUUUUAUUUUGUAAUUAUAUCAUACUUAUUGUAGAAUAACGAAAUAGGUGUAAAUCUGUAAAUUAAUUAUAAGGCUGCAAAUGUAAACAAAAAUAUAUCGAAUUUAUAAAGAGACAAAA